Molecule: messenger RNA, 1648 nt
Organism: Ipomoea nil (Japanese morning glory)
Lineage: Eukaryota; Viridiplantae; Streptophyta; Magnoliopsida; Solanales; Convolvulaceae
Exons: 3
Coding region: 1-1587 (528 amino acids)
Molecular function (GO): hydrolase activity, hydrolyzing O-glycosyl compounds
Source: RefSeq, a predicted model, not a curated record
AUGAAAGCAAUCAUAGCCUGCAUUUUACUUAUUGCUUCCUUCGCUUCCCUCUCCCACUCUCAACCUCUCUCUAGAAGUUCGAGAUGGAUUAUAGACGAAGAAAGUGGUGAAAGAGUGAAGCUGGCCUGUGCUAAUUGGCCAGGCCACUUGAAGCCCAUGUUGCCUGAGGGUCUUGACAAGAGACCAUUAAGCGAGAUUGCCUCCCACAUCGCAAACAUGGGCUUCAACUGUGUGAGGAUGACAUGGGCAACUUACAUGUUCACCAGGCAUGCCAAUAUGACCGUGGCACAAUCCUUCGGCGAUCUCGGUUUGAACAACUCUAUUGCUGGUCUAACCCAACACAAUCCCAACCUUUUGAGCCUCAGUCUGGUUGAUGCUCACAAGGCCGUGAUUGAAGAGGUUGGGAGACAUGGCAUCAUGAUGGUGCUUGAUAACCAGGUGAGCGAGCCUAUGUGGUGCUGCGCCAAUGAAGACGGCAAUGGCUUCUUCGGCGACAAGUAUUUUGACCCUAAAGAAUGGUUGCAAGGCCUAGCCACGGUUGCUAGUCUCUACAAAGAUACACCCAUGGUGGUGGGCAUAAGCUUGAGGAAUGAGCUGCGAGGGCCAUUGCAAGAUGAGGGUGUAUGGUACAAGAACAUAGAGAAGGGAGCAAGAACAGUACACAGGGCAAACCCAAAACUGCUAGUGAUCAUCUCAGGUUUGGACUACGAUCUUGAUUUCAGGUUACUAAAGAAAAAGCCAUUGGGGCUUCACAUGAUGAGGAAGAAGUUGGUUUACGAGACGCAUCGGUACGCGUUCUCGGAGGGGCAAUCGAAGAUGUGGAAGGCCGGGCCAUUGAACAAGGUUUGCUACAACAUCACACAGGAAAUGGAGGAGAAAGAAGGGUUCUUGAUAAGAGGGAAAGACGGCGCCCCUCUGUUUGUGAGUGAGUUUGGGAUCGACCAAACGGAAAUGAGUGAGGCCGACAACCUUCACUUGCCUUGUAUUCUUGCUUAUUUGGCUGAUAAAGAUUUGGAUUGGGCUGUUUGGGCUCUUCAAGGAAACUAUUACUUUAGGCAAGGCAAACGUGAUAUGGAGGAAACAUAUGGCAUGUUCAACGCCAAUUGGACUGCCCUUAGAAAUCCUACCUAUCACUCCAAACUAGAGUUUCUCCAAAAUAAACUCCAAGAUCCACGGUCGAGUGAAGCAACUUACUACCUGUUGUACCAUCCAUUGAGUGGGAAAUGUGCUCGAGUAGACAGCGGGCGGCUGCACAUGAGCGACUGCUUGGGCGCGAGCCGAUGGGCGCACGGGGCGGAUGGGAUGCCGAUAAGCUUGUUAGGAAUGUCGGCGUGUUUGACCGCCGAAAGGGAUGGACUUCCGGCUACCCUCUCCGGCCACUGCAUGAAUGAAGGGAGCACAUGGAACUUGGCUUCCAUGCUUCAGUUGGCUAACAAAGGAAACGAUGGGGUGGAGUUGUGCUUGGAUUAUGAUUCCUCGUACUCAUCGUCCUUGAUUUUGACGAGGAAGUGUGUUGGGUUGAAAGAGGGUGACAUGAGGAAUCCUCAAACUCAAUGGUUUAAGCUCAUUGCAUCCAAUGUCAAGUAGCUAUAGAUAGAAUUUAGAAUUUAGAAUUUAGAAUUUUAGUUUAGGUUUAGACUAGCUAGAU